CACACACACACACACACACACACACACACACACACACACACACACGUGGUGCGGAGAGGACUAUCGACGCAGGGGUGCAUCAUGAAGUCUCAGCAGAAAUGCAUCGUAAUCUUUGCGUUGGUGUGCUGUUUCGCCGUGCUGGUGGCCUUGAUCUUCUCAGCAGUGGAUGUCUGGGGAGAGGAUGAAGAUGGUAUAACAGAGGAGAACUGUAACAAGAACUGCAGGGUAGUGCUUGUGGAGAAUAUUCCAGAAGAUGUCACCUUCUCUGAGAAUGCUACGUCCCACCUCCCCCUCUCUGCUGGGCUGCACAGCCUGUUGGACCUGGCAGUGGCUGGUCACUCUGUGGAGAUUGUGUCACCUCAAUGGAACCUGAACCCCUCCGACUAUGAAUCCAGAUUCCUACAAUCUUCUAGGCAGGGUCAGGCUUUGCUGCAAAGACUGCAGGGGCUGAAGAAGAAGGGAAUCAAUUUGAAGAUAGCCAGUGGAAUGAUCAACUCUUCAGAGCUGAAGAGCCUGUCUCGACACAGUGAGGUACACUACAUUAACAUGACAGCCCUGACCAAAGGCUUUCUGCACUCUUCUUUCUGGGUGGUGGACAGGCAGCACAUCUACAUCGGCAGCGCCACCAUGGACUGGCAAUCACUGUCCACGAUGAAAGAACUGGGCAUCAUCGUCUACAACUGUAGUUGCCUGGCACUGGACCUGCACAGGGUAUUCAACCUCUACUGGCAGCUGCAGUAUAAGGACUUUAUACCAUCCAUGUGGUCCAAAAGGCUGAGCGCCCUGUGGAACAAAGAUGAGAACCUUCCACUUCUCUUCAACAACACCAAGGCUGAAGUCUUUGUCUCUAGCUCUCCAGAUGUCUUCUGCCCUAAAGACAGGACCAGAGACCUUGAUGCCAUAUCCUACGUGAUCCAAAAGGCCAAGAGGUUCAUCUACAUAUCCAUUACAGACUAUCUGCCUCUCACUAACAGGAAUGCUCACAGAUACUGGUCACGUAUAGACGGGAUGCUUCGGGAGGCCUUGAUCCUGAGGAACAUCGAAGUGCGUCUGCUAGUAAGCUGCUGGGAGCAGACGCAUCCCUUGACCUUUAACUUUGUGUGGUCCCUGAAGACCCUGUGCAUGGAGCUGGCCAACUGUUCAAUGGAAGCUAAGUUCUUCAGCCCCAGGGAACAGAGAGAUGGCACGCUACAGGGAAUCAACCAUAACAGAUUAAUGGUGACAGACAGUGCUGUGUACAUAGGCAACUUUGACUGGGUGGGGAAUGAGUUUACGUUCAACGCUGGAGCAGGCUUGGUGAUCAAUCAGGCGGAGGGGGUGAAAGAGAAGAACUCAACGUUGGUGGAACAGGUGAGGGCUACGUUCGAGCGGGACUGGUAUUCACGCCACACCAAGAGCCUGCAGGCUAACAAGAUCCCAGUCUGCAACAAGCACCAGCUCAACCAACUGGCACAGCUCAAAAUCGCUCAACCAACAGAGCGCAAUUGGAGUAAGGAGAGUCCCAAUGGCUCCCUGUGAAUCCGAAGACGUGGUGCGUUACAAGACUGAUUUAUGCAGGCUUUAAGAGAAAAAUAACAGUUUAAUACUGAAAUCGGACACUGUAGACGUAAUGUAGGACUUGAAGGGCAUUUGUUCAUCUAUUGAACCUUCUGCUUCUUUCAUCCUGACUGUUUCUUACAGAAGACAUUCAUGGAAAGGGAACUAAUCAAAUAAAUGGAUUGUCUAUUGAAUGCUGAACCUCAGUAAAUAUAGUUAAUCGUUUAUUAUCCAUUUUGCCAAUAAUGACAUCAUUCAUCACAACCCUUUAAAACCCUCUCGGGCCCAAGCAGGUUGGAGCUGCAUGGACAGUAGUGUGGAGAUAUCCUAUACAAAUCUAUACUCCAAAAGGUGUUUACCCGGUGUGUCUUCAAUUUUCAUUUACAAAGUGCAGCAUACCUCCAACCUCGACCAAAUGAACUGGGGCCAUCUGUCUGUUGGACCACUGCUGAACAAAUGAAACUAAUGGGGAAAAUAGGAAUGCCAGAAACCUCACCUGACUCCUAAGAUAAAGACAUCUAUUUGAUGUUUAUUGUUGCAGAGUAAAGACAAUUAUGCCCCAUUGGCAUUCAUCUAU
Oncorhynchus masou masou (cherry salmon) is the source of this 2113-nucleotide messenger RNA. RefSeq names its product inactive phospholipase D5-like. The record is from RefSeq and is a predicted model, not a curated record. Bases 82 to 1518 code for a protein of 478 amino acids. NCBI's taxonomy places the organism in Eukaryota, Metazoa, Chordata, Actinopteri, Salmoniformes, Salmonidae. Gene Ontology annotation, molecular function: catalytic activity. The transcript has 10 exons.